AUGGCGGCGGCGCAGGGCGCGGGCCCGGCGGGGCCCGGCGGCGGCGGGACGGGCCUCACGGACCUGCCGGGCGAGCUGCUGGAGCUCAUCCUCUGCUGCGACGUGCUGGGCGCCGCCGACAUCGGCCGCGUGUCCUGCACCUGCCGCCGGCUGCGCGAGGCGUGCCAGCCCCGCGGGAAGGUGUGGCGGGAGCGCUUCCGCCUCAGGUGGCCAUCCCUGCUGAAGUACUACAGCCACACGGACGGGGUGAGCUGGCUGGAGGAGUACAAGGCGCGGCACAACGCGGGGCUGGAGGCCCAGAGAAUUGUGGCUUCGUUCUCCAAGAGGUUCUUCUCAGAACACGUCCCCUGUGAUGGAUUCAGUGACAUUGAGACUCUGGGGUGCCCCAGUCACUUCUUUGAGGAUGAGCUGAUGUGCAUCCUGAACAUGGAAGGAAGGAAAGGCCUCACCUGGAAGUAUUAUGCAAAGAAAAUUCUCUAUUUCCUGCGGCAACAGAACAUAUUAAAAAACCUGAAGGAGUAUCUGCAGCGCCCGACUGAGCGACAGUCGUUCCUGGAGGGUGCUGUUUUAAUUGAUCAGUACUGUAACCCCCUGUCAGACAUCUGCUUAAAGAGUGUCCAGGCGCAGGUGGACGAUAUCGCGGACAAGGUGCGCAAAGUCCUGCGGGCCAAAAACCCCCGGCACCCCAGCUUGGCUUCCAAGGCAGGAGAGGUCUGUGUUCCAGAAGUGGAGCUCCAGCGGCAGGUUCUCGAUGCCAUGAACUGUGUCCUGUACGAGCAGUUAAAAUACAAAGGAAACGAGCUGGAUUACUACAACUCCCUGAAUUCAUACAUUCACCAGGUUUUGAUCCGCAGGACAGGAAUUCCCAUCAGUUUGUCUGUGCUUUAUUUAACAAUUGCCAGGCAACUGGGAGUCAAACUGGAACCAGUCAACUUCCCCAGCCAUUUUCUCCUGAGGUGGUGUCAAGGAAAAGAAGGGAGCACAGAUAUUUUUGACUACACCUACAUUGAUGCCUUCGGGAAGGGGAAGCAGCUGACGGUGAAGGAGUGCGAGUACCUGAUCGGGCACCACGUCACAGAGGAGUUCUAUGGAGUGGUGACUUCCAAAGAGGUCCUGCAGCGCAUGGUGGGCAACCUCCUGAACCUUGGCAAGCGAGAAAGCACUGACCAGUCUUACCAGCUCUUGAGAGACUCCUUGGAUCUGUACCUGGCCAUGUAUCCGGACAAUGUGCAGCAUCUAAUGCUCCAGGCUAGGUUAUACUUCCACCUGGGAAUCUGGCCAGAAAAGGUCCUGGACAUCCUGCAGCACAUCCAGGCCCUGGACCCGUCGCAGCACGGGGCCGUGGGGUACCUGGUGCAGCACACCCUGGAGCACAUCGAGCGGCGCAAGGAGGAGGUGGGGCCCGAGGUGAAGCAGCGCUCGGACGAGAAGCACAAGGAGGUCUGCUUCUCCAUAGGGCUCAUCAUGAAACACAAGAGGUACGGCUAUAACUGCGUCAUCUACGGCUGGGAUCCCGCCUGCAUGAUGGGACACGAGUGGAUCCGGAAUAUGAACGUGCACAGCCUCCCCCACGGCCCCCACCAGCCCUUCUACAACGUCCUCGUGGAGGAUGGCUCGUGCAGAUACGCUGCCCAAGAGAACCUGGAAUACAACUCCGAGCCUCGGGAGAUCCCUCACCCCGACAUCGGCCGCUAUUUUUCCGAGUUCACCGGCCUUCACUACCUGGCAAAUACCGAGCUGGAAAUCCGGUACCCGGAGGAUUUGGAGCUCACACGAGCCACGGUUCAGAAGAUCUACAGCUCAGGCAAGGAGUGAGUGCAGAAGGCAGCGUGAGGACAGAAGCAGCUGGAGUGUAGCUUUACCCUCUUGGCAAAACUUGCGUGGAAAGCAAGUUCGGUGACAAUCCUUUGGCUUGAUAAUGCAUUGAAAGCUGCAUUGAACUUUGAAACUGGUGCUACAGCAUCUUCCCCUUGCCUGCCUGCCCCUUCUGGCCCGAGAGGCACAGGGACAUGUUGGCAGUUGAGGCCAAGCAGAAGGAUCUUGCAGGGACAGCCGUGCCAAGGAAGCGCGUGGUCCUUCGGAAGGAUCUGCACAAACUGCUCGUCCUGUGCUUGUCUUGCCUUAGGAGGUCGACACAGUGAGAUCCCUGGUGUGGAACGUGGAAGAACCCCCUCUUCCAGAGAAGGAAGUUGCUUGUCCUUGCAGAACUGUGGGGUUUUUGUUUGGUUGUGUCUGUUUGCUUUGGUUUUUAAUGUAUAUCCCAGGCAGGUGAUAGUUUUUAAAGUCUCUUGCGUUUCCCUGU
Lepidothrix coronata (blue-crowned manakin) is the source of this 2302-nucleotide messenger RNA. RefSeq names its product F-box protein 21 (gene FBXO21). The record is from RefSeq and is a predicted model, not a curated record. The transcript is spliced from 12 exons. Bases 1 to 1815 code for a protein of 604 amino acids. Lineage: Eukaryota; Metazoa; Chordata; Aves; Passeriformes; Pipridae. Gene Ontology annotation, molecular function: protein binding; DNA binding.